UAUGCAUAUAGUUAUUGUAAAUUUGUUGUUGUGUAAAUUCAGACAAAUCAAUUGCACACCCACACACAAGCGACAGCGAGCGGUGGGAGAUGGAACGCCUUUCGAUAUCAGCACUGGGCAUGGCCAUUGUGCUGCAUUCGGUGCUGGGCAUCUCUUAUUAUUCGCUGCUGGCGCGCGAUGCGGCGGCUCCGCUGCUGGGCAGCUGGCUGUUCAUCGCCUGCAUUGGGGCGCUGCUGCAGGCGGUGCACAUAUUGCCGCAGUGGUGCCGCAACUGUUCGACCAGCUAUCGCCUCGCCAUGGAGACGGCCGUCUGCUGCCUGACGCUGGAUCUGCUGCUGACGAAGCUUUGGUGCCGCAUCGAGUCGCUUUGCCAUUGCGCCAUUGUGGGCGUACUGCAGCUCAUGGUCAGCGAGGAGCGCACAUUUCGCGCCUGCGAGUAUUGGCUGCUGGGUGCGAGCACCUCGCUCAUUGGCGCCUGCCUGCUCUGGUUUAUGCUCUGGGCCACGGCGCUGCCCAGCAAGCUGCAGCUGCUCUUGGCCAAUUUGCAGCUGAGUGUGAAGCGCUGCUUUAGCCGCAGCCUGCGUCAGCUGGUCUUUGGCUCAUCGGCAGCGCAGCUGGAAGUGGUCGCCGAGAAGAGUCAGAUAAGCAUCGCCAGCUGAGCGCUCGAGCAGUUCACUGAGCAGUCCCAAAUUGUCCUAAAAUUCGCAGUACGACUUAAAUUAUAAAUGUAAGCGUCUAGUUUUGAUUUUUUAUUACAAAACAGGCAGCAAUACUUAAGCUUUGUUUCAAAGUCUGUCCCAA
Messenger RNA from Drosophila busckii, 801 nucleotides. RefSeq lists its product as uncharacterized. The record is from RefSeq and is a predicted model, not a curated record. The transcript has a single exon. NCBI's taxonomy places the organism in Eukaryota, Metazoa, Arthropoda, Insecta, Diptera, Drosophilidae. Bases 90 to 659 code for a protein of 189 amino acids.